This is a messenger RNA of Nelumbo nucifera (sacred lotus), 2068 nucleotides long. RefSeq names its product acetylornithine deacetylase-like. Gene Ontology annotation, molecular function: hydrolase activity. Lineage: Eukaryota; Viridiplantae; Streptophyta; Magnoliopsida; Proteales; Nelumbonaceae. The record is from RefSeq and is a predicted model, not a curated record.
GAGAAUUCUCUAAUGGGGGUAAUGAAGAAAUCUCAUGGCUUCUGCCAAAAAAAAGAAGAAAUCUCGUGGCAUCAUUAUAAUUUAGUAUAUAUAUACAGAUGCCAAAAGCAUAUGGUUUGAUGGCACCCAAUGUGCAAUUUAAUGAUUUUAUUAUUUUAUUAUAUCCCCAAUCCCCAUAUAAUGUUCCCACUUGUAUUCCACUUGUAUUUUUCAUCUCUUCGAAUAAGUAUCGUUCUUUCCAUCCAGAGGAUUUGAUCUCAACUUGUCAAGGCAAUUCCCAAAGAACUUUUUCCCAGAGGCCAUGAUGGGUUCUUCCGGUUUGAAGGAUGUACUGGGUCAACUCGACAAAGACUCGUUCGUCUCCCUCCUCUCUAAGCUCAUCGGAGAGGCCAAAUACGUUCAGAACAACCCACCGGAGCUGAUCCCAGAAGAGGACAGGGUGGCCAAGCACGUCUUGGAUGCACUCCUCCCUUACAGCACCACUACUGGUGGAGGACCCUUGAUAGUAAAUCAUGUUACUUACGUUCAAGGCAGAGGCAACGUUAUCGUCGAGUACCCGGGAACCGUUUCCGGGAAGAUUCUGUCCUUCGUCGGCUGUCACAUGGACGUUGUCACGGCCAACCCUGAUGACUGGGAUUUUGAUCCUUUCUCUUUGAGCAUUGAUGGAGACAAACUUCGUGGCCGUGGAACGACUGAUUGUUUGGGGCAUGUGGCUCUUGUAACUGAACUCAUGCGGAUGCUGGGGAAAACAAAACCGCAGUUGAAGUCAACUGUGGUGGCGGUCUUUAUAGCGAACGAAGAAAACUCAUCAAUAUUGGGGGUCGGUGUUGAUGCUAUUGUAAAAGACGGGUUGCUUAAUAAGCUCAAACAAGGUCCUUUGUUUUGGAUUGAUACUGCAGAUAAACAACCUUGCAUUGGUACUGGUGGCAUGGUAUCUUGGAAGCUUAGAACAACAGGGAAACUUUUCCAUAGUGGUCUAGCUCACAAGGCUAUAAAUCCUUUGGAGCUAGCUAUGGAAGCACUUAAAGAGAUUCAACUACGGUUCUACAGGGACUUCCCUCAGCAUCCCAAGGAACAGCUCUAUGGAUUUGCAACACCAUCAACCAUGAAACCAACUCAAUGGAGCUAUCCUGGAGGGGGUGUCAAUCAGAUUCCAUAUGAGUGUACAAUUUGUGGAGAUGUCAGGUUAACUCCUUUCUACAACAUAACAGAUGUUAUGAAGAAAGUACAGGAAUAUGUAGAUGAUAUCAAUGCCAACAUAGAGAAACUAGAUACUCGAGGGCCAGUAUCAAAAUAUGUACUUCCAGAAGAGAAUCUCAGGGGAAGACUUACAAUUAGUUUUGAUGAGGCAAUGAUGUCUGGAGUUGCCUGUAAUCUUGAUUCUCGUGGCUUUCACGUGUUAUGUAAAGCAACUGAAGAUGUGGUUGGAUAUGUAAAACCCUAUUCAAUCACUGGCAGCUUACCAUUGAUUCGACAAUUGCAGGAUGAAGGCUUCGAUGUUCAAACUUCAGGCUAUGGCUUGAUGGCCACAUACCAUGCAAAGAAUGAAUAUUGCCUUCUCUCAGAUAUGUGCCAAGGUUUUGAAGUGUUUACAAGCAUCAUUUCGCAAUUGGAAGAUGACAAUUAAAGGCAUUGAUCCCCCGAAGGUUCUUCCUAGGCAACGAGAUCUCAGUAAUUAGCUGGUAAAAUAACUCUAGUGUGAUACAAUUUUCUUUUCCUUUUCCGGGCGUAGGCAUCUCCUGAAUGGCUGCAAGUUCAGGUUUUCCCAAGGAUUUACUAGUGGACCUGGUUCUCAACUUGGGAAUCCAAAUGAGCCUUUUAAUUGGUUUUAUCUGCUAGGAGUGAAGUUUUCCAUUAAAGACCAUGUUGUGUUCAGCAAGUUCAGUUAGUAGCUUGGUUGUCAAUUUGUCAUUGUGAAACUAGAGCAAGAGUUCAUCUAUUGUUUCAGCCAAGUUGAUAUUUCAGUCUGGAGUCCGGAAAGGCUUUGUGAUUGUGAUUAUAUCCCCAACUCAAAUGGAAUUUAUCCAAAUGUUGUCAUGACUCAAGUAUUAGACCUUUUUCUUGAAGA